AUGUUUUGGUCGCGCGUUCAGUUCGCGGCACGUAGGAGAGAAGACAGUCGACCACUUUACCGAAGAAUUUUCACAAACCGUCGGCUGGACAUUGCCCAUAAAGGUGUCGAUUACUACAGCGUUCUGAAGAAAAAACAACUGCAAAAGGAACUCGAUGCCUUCGAACGACAACUGAAAGAUCUGGAUACUAUCAUCGUUACCGGGAAACCGCAAACCUUUUAA
Molecule: messenger RNA, 222 nt
Organism: Caenorhabditis briggsae
Lineage: Eukaryota; Metazoa; Nematoda; Chromadorea; Rhabditida; Rhabditidae
Exons: 2
Coding region: 1-222 (73 amino acids)
Source: RefSeq, a predicted model, not a curated record